UUCAAAUCCAGAAACAUGUGGCUGUCACUUGCGCUAACGUGCCUAAUUCUAAAGAUUGUAGCUGCCCAAAUACCAGGAUGCGAUUACUUCGAUACGGUGGACCUCUCGCAUAGCCUGAAGCUGCCCAGCGGCUCGUAUCAGUACAAAUGGGUGGUCAUACCGCCAGAGCAGACUGGUGAAUAUGACUUUCAGAUACUGGUGGAUGGAGAGAGGGAGGCAGUGCCCACGCACCUGAGAGGAUGUGCUUGUCGACUGGGCACCUGUAUUCGCUUCUGUUGCCAUUGGCAUCUCUUCUUCGUUGGGAAAGAACGCACGUGCACCGGAGAUAUAGUCAAGGCAAUUGACUGGGAUCCCUAUGUAAACAUUACUCUGGCCAAUAGCACUCAGGUGACGAGGCACGUUCUAAAUGACUUUAUCGUGCAACCAGAUCUGUCUGUACCCUGUUCGGAUGAUGAUUUGAGGAUUUGCCCAGGAAAGACCCUCGACAAGACCGACAAGACCCCCCACAAGACCCCCCACAAGGCCCCCGACAAGGCCCCCGACAAGGCCCCCCACAAGACCCCCCACAAGACCACCCACAAGACCCCCGACAAGACCUCCGACAAGGCCCCCGACAAGGCCCCCUACAAGCAGUUGCCGUGGCGCCCUAACCGACAGGUUUGCCAGGGCCCUAAGAACGAAGGAAAUUCCAAUAGGCGCCAGUGCUCCAACAAUGCCAAUAGGGAGAUGUGGUGGUACGACAGCAGCAGCGGAUCCUGCAAGAAGUUGGCCUACAAGGGCUGCGGUGGCAACAACAAUCGCUAUUGCACUCGCGAUGCCUGCCAGGCCAAGUGCAGCACUCGUUCCGUAUUGUGGAAUUCCAAUUGUAAAAUGGAAAAGUUGCUGCGAGCUAUUCAACGCCUUCUGCCCUCAAAUGCGUCAGAGGGCCGAAUCGGGUCCAUCGAGUUGAACUUGUGGCUGGCGCACUUGGUGGGUCUGCCCCUGUUGGGCCUGAAGCGCGAGACUCCGCGCCAGAAGAUGUGCAUUAUAAUAUUUGGAUCCCUGGUUCUGUUCGCCAUGCUGGGCUAUGUCUAUUGCGAGUUAUACGAUCUGUAUCUCAAUUGGCAUGACUUGGACGCGUUCACACAGAACGUGGUCUUAUCCUUGACACAUGUUGUCUUCUUGCUAAAGGCCUGCAACACGUGCUAUCACUAUGGAUGCCUAAAGGAUGUUAUCCUCAGGCUACGCAGCCUCACACGUCGAUGUGUUCUGUCCGAGCGGCAAAUCGAGACAUUUCAAAGGGCGGAACUGAAGGGCAAGUUGGCGAAUCUGAUAUACUUUAAUCUGGUUCUGUUGCCGAGCGCCAUGGCCGUUGUUUAUAUACUAAUCGGUGAUCCACUCCAAUUGCAGCCAAUCAGUGCUGGCGACAACAAAACGGUUAUCACACUCGUGCCGCACAACUGCAAUGACCCCCCUGAGAGUCAAUUGGUAUACAAUAUACUGCGGCUGUUAUCGAUCAUAUGUCUAAUGUUAACGAUCAUCGUAUACCUGACAAUACCGAAGCUACGGAAUCUACAUGGCUAUUGUUUCACAUGCUACAUGGCCAGCCUGCUGGUAGCAUAUGCAUUACUCCUAGUCGAUGCCUGGAAGGAGGACUGGUCGAAAUCUAUGUGCCAGUUGAAUGGCUAUGUGGGCUACUUUGCUGUCAUGGCCAGUUUCCUUUGGCUGACCGUCAUCAGUUUUGAUCUGUGGAACAGUUUCCGUGGCAACAACUACAACGUUCAACGAUAUACGCCCAAGUACCGAUUCUGGAUCUACAGCCUAUAUGCAUGGGGUUUUGCUGCUCUACUUACCAUCAUUGUGAUUAUCGUCGAUUAUGAACUGGACGACAUGGACGACGACCAACUUUUAUGGAUGCCAGGAGCUGGGCUUUACAAUUGUUGGGUUAAGACUCACGAUUGGUCUGCGUUGCUCUAUUUCCAUGGUCCAAUGGCUCUACAAAUCAUUUUCAACAUAACAAUGUUUAUACUGACUGCCAUUCGCAUUUUGGAGGUGAAGAGGGACUUGCAGAACAUUGGGGCACGCGAGGAUCGUGAACAAAGACUCAAUUCGGAAAGACGAACCUACACUCUGUUUGUGCGCUUGUUUGUCAUCAUGGGCGUGACCUGGACCUUUGAAAUAUUCGCAUAUUUAGCGCAAAAUCAUAAAACACUCGAGAAGAUCUUUUCGUUCUUCGAUUACAUCAACUGUGCCCAGGGCGUCAUCAUAUUCAUCAUGUUCGUGCUGAAGAGCAGCGUCUUGAGACUCAUCUCGAAUCGUAUUCGGGGCAUAGAAUCAGCUGAAGAUGGCAGCGACUCCGAAGAAGAAAUCGCACUCCAAGACAGGAAUGGAGCUGCCAAUAAGAUCGGUCCCAAUAUCUUGAAUUAGAAUACACCAGGUCGACCACAAAAUGCAGAGCUAUCGGAUGAGCAUAUAUCGUUAAUCAAGAGCCGGAGGAUCAGCUCAAAAAUAUUCGUAAAAGCAGCAUUUAUUUAUUCAAAACCAUUUUCGAUUUAUAUAUACAUACGUGCGGAAGCUUAAAAGCACGAGAAGAACUAAUAAUUUCUAUGUCAGCAAAGGUAUUUUUUAUACUACUAACUAUAUAAUAUAUGCAUUUAAAUUGGUAAACAGCAUGAUCAUACCAAA
This is a messenger RNA of Drosophila montana, 2664 nucleotides long. RefSeq lists its product as uncharacterized. The record is from RefSeq and is a predicted model, not a curated record. Gene Ontology annotation, cellular component: membrane. Lineage: Eukaryota; Metazoa; Arthropoda; Insecta; Diptera; Drosophilidae. Gene Ontology annotation, biological process: G protein-coupled receptor signaling pathway; cell surface receptor signaling pathway. Bases 16 to 2406 code for a protein of 796 amino acids. The transcript has 13 exons. Gene Ontology annotation, molecular function: serine-type endopeptidase inhibitor activity; G protein-coupled receptor activity.